Molecule: messenger RNA, 936 nt
Organism: Clavispora lusitaniae ATCC 42720
Lineage: Eukaryota; Fungi; Ascomycota; Pichiomycetes; Serinales; Metschnikowiaceae
Source: RefSeq, a predicted model, not a curated record
AUGUUUGCAUACACUACUGUUGGUGAUGAGAUGGACAACUUUCCCAUGUAUCAAUUCAAAGAAAAAGGAGAAAUAGAGCCGCUAUAUGAAAGGAUCGAAUAUUUGAGCUUGAUAUCGGAAUCCCCGGAUAUUAAAACGGUGGUGGAGAAUAUCUCUGGCCAAUAUUUUGUCUACAGAAGAAACGACUUCCAACAGAUCUGGAAGCUUGUCAAGUACAUAACAGAUUCUGACUCCAAGCAUUACUCCAUAGAAGCAGCAUCGGGAACAGACAUUCUUUCCUGUCGUUCACAAGAUGGCCAUAUUUCCCUCAAUAUUUCUCAAAGCACCAUUCUCCAGAAUAACUAUGUUACAAGAUACUUAAAGUUUACUAAAACUAUUCCUGCCAAAAGUUCCCUACAUCAUGAAACACGUUACCAUUGCCGUGUAAAUGUGGAUGAGAAGGCAAAGUGGAACAAAGAUCUUGUUACUUUUAUUUCCCAAACCUUUUCAAAGUGUAAAGUGGAGAUAUUGCUGGACAUUGAACUUCCGUUUGAACUUGAACGCAUCAGACCUACAUUCAUCCAAAAACAAAUCGCUUCCCACUCGAACCUCAGUCCGCUUAAUUAUGCCGAGAUUAAUAAUGAACUAUCCGUUGAUAUGUAUGAAUACUUGUGUUUGUUACAUGUCGAUGGUCUUCCCAAUAGAAGCGACGAACAUGUCAAACUCACAAACAUGUACGAAAUCCCACAGGUUCCACUUUUGAGAGAGAAUCCUGGUUUUUCUACGUUGUACUUAACUGUGGCUGCCGAUGUGAACCCUUCCAUUGUGUCUGCGUUGAGUGCUAACACUCAUGUUUUAUCUUUUUUUGCAAGAACCAGAACACAUAAUUUUAUGGUUCUUCAAUCCAGAAACUCCUAUUUGUGGAAGGUAACUCAAGAUAACAAAGAAAUAUGUUAA